UGCUCUGCCAACCUGGGCAUCCCAGGAUACAGAGUGACAGAGACAUCCGGCAUCGGUACCUUCGGCAAUAGGACCUGAGGGAGCAUUGCCGAUUGCUACACUGUUCCUUUUACAGCGUCUGUUGCGGAUCAUUUGUCUGGAAAUCGUGUACGAAGGAGUGGCGACAUAGCAUUGGGAUGUCAAGGUGUCUCUAAGUGAAUGCGACAAAUAACUCUGAACAUACCUACAUCCGCGAAUCUAGCAGUCAUCACCAUACUUCCACUCGAAACACCUCUGCAUUUUCACCUUCGCCUAAUACUAUUCCGCGUCUCACUAUCCGCUACCUUCACCACUGGCAUGUCCGCGCGCCCAGUUACCCGCAGCGCCGCUCGCGCAUCUAUCAGACGGGAGAGGACUCCGGAGGAUCAGCUCCAAGACGAGCUCCGAGACGGGCUCCUCGGCUCCCAGGGAAUGAACAGCUUGCGCGAUAGGGCUCAAGCGCGUCCUAGUCAGGAUGAAACCCCACGAAUGGAGACCCCACGAAUGGAGACCCCACUCGACCCGGCCGUUGAGGAACCGUCGAGCAGUUUCUUGUGGCGGUCCUUUCAGACCGUCGAGCAGCCGCUGGGACGAAACCUUUGGGCGGCUGUCGACGCCAUCGAGCGUCGUGCUAGUCGUCAACGCUGGAUAUCCAGACUCUACGCUGUAGUGCCCGUUAUAAUCAGCAUGCUCGUGUUCCUCGUUUUCGUACACUCCCUCCCUCCCCCGUCCUCGAUAGCCUCCUCUCUUCCGUCCCCUUCUCUACCCUCUGGCCUCUUCUCCUUCUCCUUAUGGGUACCCUUCAAACUCGGCGGCUCGCCAUCGCAAGACCGCAAUCGCCAAAACGGCCUCCCCGAUCCUACGCGGAGGCGCCUCGAUGAACUCCAAGCUCGGGUCGACAACAUCGAGCAACAUAACGGGCAUCUCGACGUUGCUAGCAAAAAAGUGGAUUUUCUUUCCUUGAAUCUAGGGGCCCGCGUCGACGAUGAACUCUCGUCGCAAACACAAGCGCGGCCGGGCCCGCCGAUCAGGCCCUCCUUCCGCACCCUCCUCUUCGGUCCUCCCCACAUACGAGCCAAUGCUCCCGCCUCGGCUCUGUUCUACUGGUUCGAGCAGGGCGACUGCUGGUGUUCCAGCCUGGACAUGCAUCCCGAACCAAUGGCACAACUGGCAAUUUCCCCUAUCGUUCCCUUCUACGCUUCCUCCGUGACCAUCGAGCAUGUGCCUCGCUCUGGUUCCUUGGACCCCACCUCCGCGCCCAAAGAUCUCGAGUUCUGGAUCCGCGUCCCUGACCAGCACAAGUGGUCCGAGUUGACACGUGCACACGCUGCUCUCGUCGCCUCCGCUCCUAUCGAUCACAAAUGUUCGAGCGUCGCCCCAGAGGGAAACGACGCGAAGGAUUCGGAAUUCGUUUGCGUGGGCCGUGCCAGGUACAAUGUGAUGGCGGAGCAGUACGUCCAGCAUUUCCAGUUGCCGCUCGCGGAGGAGAUCCGACGGCUUAAAAUCGAAACGAGCAAAGUCGUGAUACGCGCAACGAGUAACUGGGGCCAGAAAUGGACGUGCAUGUAUCGUGUGCGAAUGCACGGGCAACCAAUGGAGGGCCUCCCCAUGGGGAGGUACCCCAUGCCUAUGGUAUGAACCAUUGCUGUGGCUCCCGGUGGUUCCUCUAUUAUAUCGGCAUGUCAGGACGCGGCAUGCACGAAAGCGAUACCUCUUUUUGUGACGCGUAUACCGUCUAGUGGGAUUUGGGGAUUUGGUUUCGUUCAGUGCAUCGCUGGGGACGCGGUAUGACGCUAUGUCAUCUAUGUCAUGUGGGGAUGACCACCGGUAGUACGACUUGAAAGUCGGACUUUUCAGUCGGGAACCGAGUCUAGAUUAAAGGGGCUUCGGUCUGGUUCUUAGUCGGUCAUAUUUUCAGGGCUAUGGAGAUGCAGCUGGCAAACAUCCGAUUUCCCAG
This is a messenger RNA of Eremomyces bilateralis CBS 781.70, 1975 nucleotides long. RefSeq lists its product as uncharacterized. Gene Ontology annotation, biological process: nuclear envelope organization. The record is from RefSeq and is a predicted model, not a curated record. Bases 199 to 1656 code for a protein of 485 amino acids. Gene Ontology annotation, cellular component: meiotic nuclear membrane microtubule tethering complex; nuclear envelope. The transcript is spliced from 4 exons. NCBI's taxonomy places the organism in Eukaryota, Fungi, Ascomycota, Dothideomycetes, Eremomycetales, Eremomycetaceae. Gene Ontology annotation, molecular function: protein-membrane adaptor activity.